Molecule: messenger RNA, 825 nt
Organism: Mangifera indica (mango)
Lineage: Eukaryota; Viridiplantae; Streptophyta; Magnoliopsida; Sapindales; Anacardiaceae
Exons: 1
Coding region: 1-825 (274 amino acids)
Source: RefSeq, a predicted model, not a curated record
AUGCUUUACAUUAAGGGGAAAGGUAAAGUUGAUUUUAUCACAGGAGAUGUGGAGAUUCCAGAGAAGAAAGACAAGGGGUACAAGAUUUGGGAGGCUGAUAACAGUAAGGUGAUGUCUUGGCUCAUAAAUUCCAUGACACCAGAGGUUGGAGAAAAUUUCCUAUUGUAUGAAACAGCCUAUGAAGUUUGGGAAGCUGUGAAGGAAACCUACUCAAAUAAGGAUAAUAUUUCGGAGAGGUUUAGAAUUGAAGGAGUUUUACAUGAAAUGAAGCAAGGUGAUCUAACGGUGAUAGAGUAUUUCAAUAAAUUGUCACACCUUUGGCAGCAAGUAGACAUAUUCAACAAGUUAAACUGGAAGUGUAAUGAUGAUGGAGCUGUUUUCAAAUUAUACCUGAAAGAGAUGAGGAUUUUUAAAUUUCUUAUCGGCUUGAAUGAUAACCCGGAUGAGGUUCGUGGCAGAAUAUUGAGUGUUAAGCCACUGCCCUCCAUUCGAGAGGUGGUUUCUGAUGUGCGCAGAGAAGAAAGUCGAAAGAAGGUAAUGCUCAGGUCUGAGACAAUGCCAACCAGUGGAGACGCAUCAACACUUGCAGCCAGAGGUAAUUCAAACAAUCCUGUUGAUGGUAAAACCAGAAAAGGCCGACCAUGGUGCGAGCAUUGCCGUCGUCCAGGCCAUUACAAGGAAACCUGCUGGGAAAUUCAUGGAAGGCCAGUAGAUUGGAAGCCACGUAGUCAGACCAAGAAGGGAUAUUCUGUAUGUGGAAAUAAUCCUGGUGACAGUGACGAAAAUCUAUUCAGCAAGGAACAGAUUGAGCAGUUGCAAAGCUGA